Messenger RNA from Dentiscutata erythropus, 1018 nucleotides. NCBI's taxonomy places the organism in Eukaryota, Fungi, Glomeromycota, Glomeromycetes, Diversisporales, Gigasporaceae. The record is from the annotation of a GenBank genome assembly.
AUGUCACGACAAACCAAAAAUAGUCCAUAUGCAUUAGUAUCUGGGCAAAAUCCUUUGCGUCACUUUAUGAUAUUAAAAGAAAUUAAGGAACGACAUAUCAACUCUGAAGAUGAAUUACCUGAAAAUUGGUUCGAACACUCUGAACCUCAAGAUGAUUUUGACCGACAAGAAAUUAUGGAAUCACUUUUAGGAGCUGUGGCAUUAAAUAUUGAGUCAAUCAUAAAUGCAAAUGUUGAUGAAAGUAUAAAUGAAAAAGUGCAUAAAGAUAUCGAUGAAAAGGCAAAUGAAAGUAUGAACGAAAGGGCAGAUAAAAGUAUGAGCAAAAGGGCAGAUGAAAGUAUAAGCGAAAAGGCAGAUGCAAGCAUAGAUGAAAGUAUAAAUGAAGGGGUAGAUGAAAGUAUAAAUAAAAGUGUAGAUGAAAGUAUAAAUGAAAGAAUAAACGAAGACAUAAGCAAAAAGAUGAGUGAAAUGGUGAAUAAUAAAAGCAUAAGUGAAAAGGUGGAUAAAGACAGCAAAAUAGUGGAUAAAAACAUGAGUGAAAUAGUAAAUGAAGGUAUGAAUGAAAGGGUUGAUAAAGAUACGAAUGAAAGAGCAAACAAAGAAAUGAAUAAGAGAGUGGCAGAGACGAGCGAAAGCAAAACAGGGAUAUACAAAAAAAUGAAAAAGAGAAUGAUUGAAAAUUCUUCAAGUAAAUAUGUGGUGCGCACUCUUAGGGAUAAGACAAAUACUCAACAAACUUCGGCGCAUAAAACUUAUCGAAAUAUAGCAGUGAAGUCUCUCGAAAGAUAUCGUGAUGGUUUGAAGUUGCAGCUUAAUAAGCGCAAUAAAAAAUUCGCUCAUCAAUAUAAUGUUGGAGAUUUGGUACACCUCAAGAUUCCUGAGAUUGAUCGAACUCACUGUGAUCGAAAAACUCUUCCUUGCAAGGUACUCGAAGUUUUAGAGGAUAACACAUAUAGGAUUGGAUGCAAGUCCGGCAUUAUUAAAGUCACAUAUAGUGCUAAUGAGUUACUACCUUUGG